Musca domestica (house fly) is the source of this 1727-nucleotide messenger RNA. Its product is annotated as lipase 1. The transcript is spliced from 6 exons. Gene Ontology annotation, biological process: lipid metabolic process. Gene Ontology annotation, molecular function: hydrolase activity, acting on ester bonds. NCBI's taxonomy places the organism in Eukaryota, Metazoa, Arthropoda, Insecta, Diptera, Muscidae. The record is from RefSeq and is a predicted model, not a curated record. The coding region runs from base 287 to 1612 and encodes 441 amino acids.
CGUAAUAACUUCAUUGGCUUAGUCUGCAUUGAACUCGGCCAGCGGAUUGACAAGCUCCACACUAACCAAAUACCGUUCGAACCGUUCGAACGCAAGCAAAAGAAAUCGAAAAAAUAAAACAACGUGCACUAAAAUAAGUAAAAAAAAAAAAUAAAUAAUUUCACUUUUGAAUAAUCGAAUUGAAAUUUAAAUACAAAAGCAAGGAAAGUGCAGUGUUGAAUAGAAGUUGAAUUUUUGUUGCAAAGAAUAGAAAUUUUCGAAAAAAAAAAUUAAAAAUAUUUCUCAAAUGCUGUUGUUUAAAAAAUGCAAUCCUUUAACAUUGUUGUUAUAUUGUCUGAUAUUGAAUUGUGUACUUACCUUGACAAGAUGUCAGUUCAUCAUCGACGAAGAUGAGGACGACAGCAAUGAGGAUGAAACGCCAGAGGAGAGAGCUGAAAGAAAAAGCAUUGAAGAGGAUUCUUAUUUAACUGUGGAUAAAUUAAUUGCUAAAUAUGGCUAUCCGACUGAAGUGCAUCAAGUUACCACCGAAGAUGGUUACAUUCUGACAAUGCAUCGCAUACGCGGCAAGCAAGGAGCCCAGCCAUUCUUUUUGCAGCACGGUCUUGUUGACAGUUCGGCGGGUUAUGUUGUAAUGGGCCCCAAUGUGAGUUUGGCCUACUUGCUAGCCGACAAUAAUUACGAUGUUUGGUUGGGUAAUGCCCGAGGUAAUCGUUAUUCGCGAAAUCACACCACCCUGGAUCCGGAUGGCAAGAAAUUUUGGGAAUUCAGCUGGCAUGAGAUCGGAAUGUACGAUUUACCCGCCAUGAUUGAUUAUGUCCUGAAGACUACCGGGUUCAAGAGGAUCCAGUAUGCCGGACAUUCUCAGGGCUGCACGGCAUUUUUUGUAAUGUGUUCCAUGAGACCUGAGUACAACAAGAAGAUAAUUAUGAUGCAGGCUUUGGCGCCGGCCGUCUAUGCCAAGGAGACCGAGGAGCAUCCCUACAUUAGGGCCAUAAGUUUGUAUUUUAAUACAUUAGUUGGCAGUUCCAUAACCGAAAUGUUCAAUGCCGAGUUUCGCUUCCUGUGCCGCAUGACCGAAGAAACUGAACGGCUAUGUAUUGAGGCUGUGUUUGGUAUUGUGGGUAGGAAUUGGAAUGAGUUUAAUAGGAAAAAAUUCCCCAUAAUCUUGGGCCACUAUCCGGCCGGUGUUGCCGCCAAACAAGUCAAACAUUUCAUUCAAGUAAUCAAGACGGGUAAAUUUGCUCCCUACAGCUAUAGUACUAACAAAAACAUGCUGUUGUACAAGGAACGUGAACCGCCUCGGUAUAACUUGACAGCGGUAACUGUCCCAACCUAUGUUUAUUAUUCGAAAAACGACUUGCUCUGUCAUCCGGCCGAUGUUGAGGAUAUGUACAGGGACUUGGGUAGACCGAUUGGAAAAUAUUUGGUACCCCAGAAGGAAUUCAAUCACAUGGACUUUUUGUGGGCCAUCAAUGUAAGGCGUUUGGUUUAUUCUCGAAUGUUGAAGGUAUUGGGUAAGGUGAAAGAUCGCCGAGACAAUGUCAGUGUGUACCCGACACCGAAGGAUAUUGAAAUUCCGGAGCUGAAUUCCAAGGAAUUGGAAAGUGAUUGAGAGAGAGGGGAGGAGGAGGAGGAGAAACCUCAAACAUAAUAGGAACUUAAGUAUUUAUUUUUGUAGGUAAUAAGUAUUUAUUUAUUAUUUAUUAAAACGAAAUAUUUAUAAGUUU